Messenger RNA from Fusarium sp. VM40, 2187 nucleotides. NCBI's taxonomy places the organism in Eukaryota, Fungi, Ascomycota, Sordariomycetes, Hypocreales, Nectriaceae. The record is from the annotation of a GenBank genome assembly.
AUGCAGGCUUUGUGGUCGAGAGCCGGCCAGGCUCAUCGCUGUGGAUGUCGCGCCUGCGAGACGGUCGUGGGCACGAUCGGCCGGCGAGUGACGACCGCAGCUCGACCACGCAAAGUCACUUUUGCCGAUAUCUUUACAGCAUGCUACAGCUCCAUGUUCGCAACCGCCGCCAUUGUCGAUGCCGUACGAAAAGAGGACCGGAGACAGGAAUUGGACCGGCAAUUGGAGGAAACGAGACGUGACUUGGCCCAGCUGAAACUUCGAAACCUCGAAAGGAGCCAAACCAUGACUGGCAUCGAUCCCGCCCAAGAUGAAGUGUCUCUCCGCCAAAUGAAUUACGUGUGGGACUCUAUCAAAGAACUAUACGCGAACCGACCAUUUAUGAAGGAAAUCUACAAGCCUGCCACCAUCCGAGUCGACGAAUUUCUGAACCGAGUACAUGCCGAUCAAUACGAAUGCCCCGACCAGGCGACAAUGUAUGCUCUUCGGCGCACAGAUUACGAACAUCUCGAAAAAGUCAUCAUCCGCGAGGAGGCUGAUAGACGAAUCCGUCAUAGAAGGCCAUUGAAUACUCAGCAACUUCAUAAUGCCGGACGCACGCUUAGCCACCUUACCCAGCAAUUGCUCAAACGAGCCGAUGCUUGCGACAAGUCCAACACGCCAAGCCCUAGCUUUGAUGAGGCUAUGGAACUCGCCCACAGUAGCCCUUCCUACAAGUAUCUUGUAGAGUCUGAUCCUGAGCGGGUGAGAAAGAACCGGAUCGAUCUCAACCAACGCCUUCGGGAGGUGGUUAGUUCACCACUCAGCCUCAAGGAAAAGGUCGGCCGUGUAUGCUACAACCUCCUUGUAUCCGCCUACCCGGCCGACAUGCACACUUACAACACAUUAAUCGUUGCUUUCGACAAGCAAGGUUACAAGUACCUAUCCGAGCCAGUGGUCAAUUCUUAUUACUAUUACCGGCGGCUUAGACCAACGCCAUCGACUUUCGUGGCUAUCUUGAACCACUACAAGACCUCGGGCAACUACGGACGGUUCUUGCGCAGCCUUGCAUGUCUUGCUGGCAUUGAUGCUGAGACGGGGGCCAAGAUAAGACGCAGGUUAGCCGACGACGGUGACCCUUCCAGAAACGGACGUAACAAGACACACAUACAGACACGGACAUGGACACAGACCGGUGAUUAUUUCUGGGAGCAUGCACCAUUGGACAAGUCUCUCAUCGAGGCUGCUAUCCGAGGACUUCUGCAUAUGAAGCUCUUUGACCAGGCUGCCAUGUUCUUUGUGUCAUGCAUGAAGGCUAAGAUCGUCCUGAACACGCAUGUCAUUAGGCAGUUAUUUGACGAGUGCAUUGUGGCUCUUGACUGGAGAUCUGCCGUGCGCAUUAUUCAAGGUUUCACAGACUGUGCCAAAACAUGGCCUUCAAUGUUGCUCGGUAGAGAUCAGGACACAUCCUACCUUAUCGGCCGAGUGCGUGUUCUGCUCGACUUGGCUGGCUUGCAAGGCUCGAGUGGCGAGGUGUCUAAGUCUGCUCUUGACAAUCUCUCUAUAUCUAGGCAUGGAUUCAGUCGGUUCUUAAGUCACCUGGCAAUGGCUGAUUCGACCUCCCAACUCGACCUGCAAGAUUCAAGGGCAAUGGUCGAUGAUUCCACCACAGCUGAUCUUGUGAGCGCCUCGGAAAGAAGGCUGCUUCAGAUUGAGGCUCUGUGGAAGGAGCAAGACUUGGUUGGGAAGACAACGCGCUCCAUUGAGAGUAAACUGCUCUAUCCCGACUUUUCUUCUGCCUUCCGUCGGUCAAUGGCUUUGCACAUUGGGAGCACGGCAGCAAGAGAUACAGUGGGGUUGAACGAGGAGAUCAUGAACGCUUUUGCACAGCUUCCUCUUUCAACACAAGUGGGGAAAGGCAUUGCAGAGUGCAAGUCUUUUCAAAACUCCGCCAAUGCCCACUCUGUGAGCAACACAGUUGAAGAAAAGAUCAAAGCAUCAAGGCAGACUAUGUCGAAACCGCAGGCUGGUGAAGAGCUUGAGGUGUUUCUACGAGACGAGCCAGAAGUGCCCGUGACCAGAAAGGCGGCGGUUAAGCGGGUGAAUGCAGCGGAACGUAAGCCAUCGAACGCGAGGCCAACGAGGUUAAGUACAUGGCCAGUGGCAGAUCGGCAGGUGGGAUAUCUGGAGAGAGCGAGUUUGGGCUAG